AGUCUAAUAAAUCUUAACAUGAUUGCAAAACCUAUUUUAACGCUUCCCAGUGGUCAAAAAAUGCCAGGAAUUGGAGUAGGUACCUUUGAUCGAUAGUUCCCGUCGUAAUUAAAUUUUGACAUGGCAGCAAAAAUCAAUUUAACGCUUCCAAGUGGUCAAAAAAUGCCAGGACUUGGACUAGGAACAUUUGAUACAAACGAAGAAACGGGAGCAGCUGUCAACGCAGCCCUGGAACUUGGUUAUCGUCACAUAGACACUGCUUUCGUCUACGACAGCGAGAACGAUAUUGGACGAGUACUAAAGGAAUGGAUAUCUUCCGGCAAGCUCAAAAGAGAAGAUUUAUUCAUUACUACAAAACUGCCAAUGGUUGGAGUCCAUCCAGAUCGCGUAGAGAUAUUUAUCAAAAAAUCCCUAAAAAGUCUACAGCUGGAUUAUGUAGAUUUAUAUUUGAUCCAUUUCCCUGUUGGUUGUAAAGUUAAAGAAGGAACUGGACAGCCUUACCUUGACGAAAAUGGUGAAACCGCUGUUGAACCAAAAACAGAUCAUGUGGCGCUUUGGAAGAAAAUGGAAGAGCAAGUUGAUGCGGGACGCACCAAAAAUAUAGGUUUGUCAAAUUACAACAUAUCCCAAAUCACUACAGUUCUCAAAUCCGCAAGAAUCAAACCAGCCUGUUUACAAAUAGAACUUCACGUAUACCUACAACAAUCCGAACUCGUAGAAUUUUGCAAAAAGAACGGAAUUGCAGUUGUUGCUUUUAGUCCUUUGGUUAGCCCAAGUUUCAACGAUUUUUUAACGCGAAUAGGACAGAAGCCCAAAGAACUGCCCAACCUCUUGGGCGACCCAGAAGUGGCCAAAAUUGCACAAAAACAUUCAAAGUCUCCGGCACAAAUCGUUUUGAGGUUUCUUGUACAAAUAGGUGUAGCACCAAUACCAAAAAGUGUAAUACGGCAGCAACUUGAAGACAAUAUCAACAUUUUUAAUUUUAAUUUGGACGAGACAGAUAUGAAGAUUUUGCGUGGACUAAAUAAAGGGGAAGCGGGACGGAUAGCUACAUUUGAUUUAUUUAAAGGAGUUGACAAACACCCAGACUUUCCGUUUCCAAAAGCGUGAGAUUGCUAGGUACAGCAAAUAGUUACUUAGUAUGUUGUGUAUUAGUCACACUGCUGAUAUUCAAUACAUAUAUAUUUUUGGUAA
Messenger RNA from Zophobas morio, 1194 nucleotides. RefSeq names its product aldo-keto reductase family 1 member A1-like. Gene Ontology annotation, molecular function: oxidoreductase activity. The transcript has 6 exons. Bases 121 to 1110 code for a protein of 329 amino acids. The record is from RefSeq and is a predicted model, not a curated record. Lineage: Eukaryota; Metazoa; Arthropoda; Insecta; Coleoptera; Tenebrionidae.